UACGAGACAUACCUUUAGUGCCAGUGAGUGAGUGAAAGUUUUUACAAUGGAUAAUUUGACUCAGAAAUUGUUUGAGUGUUUUGGCCACCGAAAAUUCAAAAGUGUACUUCAAGAACAAGCUGUAAGAGCUAUUGCUAGAGGAGUCCAUGAUGUCUAUGUGUCGAUGCCAACUGGUUCUGGGAAGUCUUUGUGCUUUCAAUUGCCGGCAAUGCUUCAGGAUAACAAAGUGGCUGUUGUUUUCUCACCAUUGCUGGCCCUUAUAAAAGACCAAAUUGAUCAUCUUGCUAAGCACAAGAUCGCUGCUGAAUCUAUAAACUCAAAAAUGUCUACAAAAGACAGAGAAAGUGUCAUAAAUGAUUUGAAGAGCAUGCGACCCAGCACAAGAUUUUUGUAUGUAACACCAGAACAGGCUGCAACUGGAACAUUUCAAUCUAUUUUUGACCAUCUUGUAAAGUACAAGAAAGUGUCUUAUGUUGUGGUUGAUGAAGCACAUUGCGUCAGUGAAUGGGGCCAUGAUUUUCGCCCUGAUUAUUUAAAAUUGGGCAAUUUGAGAGAGAAAUACAAGAGUGUCCCUUGGGUUGCUCUCACAGCCACAGCUAGUGCUGAGGUUGCUAAUGACAUUCUGACGAAUCUCAAGCUGUUGCAACCUGUUGCAAAAUAUAAAACACAAAGUUUCAGAAGGAAUCUCUAUUAUGAUGUUAUUUAUCAAAAUUGUAUUCAGGAUGAAGUUGGUCAUUUGCUAGAGUUUUUGAAGAAAAGUUUGGGCGCACAAGAUAAUGUGAAACCUAAAGAUAAAAAUGCUGUAAUUGUAUAUUGCCGGACACGUGAGCAGACAGAAGACAUAGCAAACAUGCUAACCAAGAAAGGGCUGCACUCACUGGCAUAUCAUGGAGGUAUGAAGUCUGUGGAUCGUAUCAGAGUGCAAGAGCAGUGGACACAGGGCGAGUAUCCAUGCGUGUGUGCAACGGUUUCAUUCGGAAUGGGGGUUGAUAAAGCAGCUGUCCGCGCCGUUGCACACUGGGGGCUUGCGCAGAAUGUCGCCGCAUAUUAUCAGGAAUCUGGCAGAGCAGGACGUGAUGGAAAGCCGGCAUUCUGCCGAAUCUAUUAUUGCACCAGAGAGAGGAAUGCUGUAGAUUUCUUACUCAAAACUGAAUUGGGUCGCGCGAAAACACCUGAGCAGAAGCAGCGUUGUAAAAACGCAUAUAGAAGUUUCGAAAUCAUGGUGAAAUAUUGUGAAGAAGUCAAAUGUCGUCACAAAACGUUUGCGGAGUACUUCGGCGAGGAACCCCCACGUUGCGUGGACCGCUGCGACGCGUGCGCAGACGAGCGCAACACGCGGCGUGCGCUGGAGCAGCAUCAGCGCCGCGCCAUGUCCGUGCGGCUCGAGCGCGCCGGCUUCGGCCCGGCCUCCGCUGCCGACGUCGACACGUCAGAUUUGUACGGCGAGGGCCGCGUGGGGCAGACACGUGACAUGGAAUCAUAUUACGGCGUAGCCAGCGACGAGUCUGACGGCGAAAGCAGCCGGCGCCGCGUGGCCGAGGAGACCCGCUCGCUCAUACAGAAAGAGUUCGCCAGCAGAAAAAAGCAAAGCGACAACAAGAGGCAAAACGAUGAGGAGUCUGCGAAAUAUUCCAAAUGCAAAGCGGCUGGCAGCACUGGAACUAAAGUGAACGGUUUGACUGUGGCAGUUCGAGAAGGGAAUCUUUCACUGCUCAUAGACGCUCUGAACAAUAAUUUAAAUAAUAUGAAGGAUACAGAUAAUCCCGAUAAGCCGUUGUCUCGUCACGACAUAGAACAGUGCGCAAUCGAGUUGGAGUACGAAAUAUUCUCCAGUAAUACUGUAAUAAGUCUGUACAGAAGGGCAAUCGUUAAACUGAUAUCUGCAAUAAAGUCUUGCAAAGACCACCUUUAUCCGAAACUGAAAAAUUUCGAGCCGAAAAAGCGAAAUACACUUGGUGAAUUUGUGAAAGACUUUGAAUCGAAACAGAAAAGUGAAAAAAGUCAUGCCUUUGUUACAGCUUCACAGUUGCAUUCUGCUAAUUUAUCAAGUAAAAAAGAGGCAAGAGCUGUGUCUAAAGCGGAAAAGGAAACGAAACGAAAAGCCAAUUCAUUUAAAAGAGACCUACUAACGCAAACAAAACUUCAGAAUUUCUUUAAAAAAGCAUCUGAUGAAUCGUGUCCGUCUACUCCGAUCGAAAGCGACGAGGACGACCAGGGUCUGGUCAUAGAUGAAAAUCUCAAUAAUAAUAGUGAUGAUACUACUUUAAAAUUAGAAGAAAUUGACAACUCAAUUAACUUACAUAAUGAAACCACUCUUAAACUCUAUGAUACCGAGAAUAAAUGCAAAGAAAAAUCCAUAGUAAUAAACAUAACUUUGCAAGGUGUAAGAAGUAGUGAGAAGAAUAUACAUAAAAAAGAAAAUGAUAAACUCAAGGCGGCAGGAGAAGAACUUCAGAAUAUUAAGCCAACAGCAAAGAGAAAAAUUAAGGCGCUAUUUGGUGAAUCAUCCGACAGCGAAACAGAAUUAGUCCCCAAAAAAGUUAAAAUUGAAAACCACUUCAAAUCUAGUAAAAACAGAGUCUCACAUUAUAAUAAGAAUUCAGAGAAAUCUGAAAAACAUAAAAGUUCACCUGAUAAGAAAAGAAAAAGACAUGAAAAGCAUGAAUCUAAAAAGGAUCUCAAUGUUACUAUCUCAGAUGCUGAAUCGGAAAAAGAAUUAGUCAUUGACGAAUCAGCAGAAUUAAGUCCUCGCAAAAGAUUGAUACAUUCAAAUGAAAUAGACAGUUUACUGAGCUCUAAAUCAGAAGAAAAAAGUUUAGAGGAUACUAUACAAUUGGAUAUCGAGAACGAAAACGUAAAAGCAAAUCAGUUGGAAAUUAGAAUAGAUGAAAAACCAAAUUUUGAGUUUAAAGAAACAUUAAAUAAUAGUGAUGAUCAAUUUAAUGUAAGUGUAGAGGAAGAAAAGCUGGACAAAGCACAUAGACUGAGUAAGGAAGCAGAAGAUGUGCUAGAAAAGUUAAAGAAAUUUUCAGAAUUGCCACUGACAUCCGCUGAGCUUAGUGUGGAGUCCAAACAGCUGGAGGCUAAAGAACCUUCUCCUGUCAAACAUGUGGAAAAAGAACCAUAUAAUCAUAAAUCUAAACAUAGUUUAACCUUAAGUAAAACAUCGAAACAACUCAUCGGUUCUAAUGGUCAUCACAAAGAAAAACAUCACAAGAUUGAAAAGCACGGUAAACCACAUAAGAAGGAAAAGAUAAAAGUGGAAACAGAUACCACAGAAAAUAAACAUCACAAAGAAAAUCAAGAAACUUCUAGUCACCAAGCGAAAGAAGGAAGUAAAGAUAAAAAGCAUAAUAAAAAAGAGACUGGAGCAAAGAAAGUAGAUCUAGCAGAGCUAGUGGUAAAGUUGUUGAUGCCGUAUUACAAACAUAAAAAGAUAAGCAGUAGGGAUCUGUUUAAAAUAACUGCGCGACACAUUGUGCAUCAACUGCUUGCGAUACAAGUCACAGAAGAAGCAGCAAUCAAUAUGUUGCUGAAGAAAGCCUUCAAAAAGGAGAUCAAGAUCGAAAACGAAAGUGAUUUAGUAGUUAAAUUAAAUUUAAGCAAAGACAUGUAAUUCUAUUAUAUUUAUAGUAAUUUAUUGAUUGAAUGGCAGCUUUCGCUGUUUGCCGUAUUGUUAUUUUUGUGGUUGUUUAAUAAAAGUAUUACAAUUUUAUUAUUAAAACUUAUAUCACUCUGAGUUGUAAUAAAACGCUUGGGUCGAGAAA
Molecule: messenger RNA, 3767 nt
Organism: Amyelois transitella
Lineage: Eukaryota; Metazoa; Arthropoda; Insecta; Lepidoptera; Pyralidae
Gene: RecQ5
Product: ATP-dependent DNA helicase Q5
Exons: 11
Coding region: 47-3616 (1189 amino acids)
Biological process (GO): double-strand break repair via homologous recombination
Cellular component (GO): chromosome; cytoplasm
Molecular function (GO): 3'-5' DNA helicase activity; ATP binding; four-way junction helicase activity
Source: RefSeq, a predicted model, not a curated record